This is a messenger RNA of Penicillium hordei, 1389 nucleotides long. Its product is annotated as putative solid-state culture specific protein. The coding region runs from base 1 to 1389 and encodes 462 amino acids. Gene Ontology annotation, molecular function: ATP binding; metal ion binding. The record is from RefSeq and is a predicted model, not a curated record. Lineage: Eukaryota; Fungi; Ascomycota; Eurotiomycetes; Eurotiales; Aspergillaceae. The transcript has a single exon.
AUGGAUCCCGCAGUUCCCAUCAAACUCGACUAUACCCUGCGCGACCUCUACUCAGACAACAAUGAAGAUGACCUAAACAUGGUCCUUAUCUACUAUCCUCUGCAAUUCGGGUAUAAUCAUGAAAAAUCAUCGACAAAAUUUUCCUAUGGUUAUACAUUGCAAGAUGGCGAUGAAAAAGCAGCAUCCUCGUUUCAAAAUGCGGCGAACAUGGUGCCCCAGCGGUAUGCCUUCUCCGCCGGCAAGAUGCCGCUGGUUAUCCUGGAUUUUGACUCCAAAAACAACCGCAAAGAAGCGAAUCACAAAACAUGUCAAAUCAUAGACAAGUUACCCGCUCACCACGUUGAUAUCCAUCGGACCUUCGCCCAGUUAAUGUCCGACCAACAGCCGAAUUUGACUUUUGCGAGCAGCCCGGAAAGUAUAUAUUUAGACGCUGGAGGACAGAUUGCCGUCUUACUCCCUAUAGACUGUCUGUCGCAUCUGCCUCAUCUUGUUCAGCCGGAGAUCCAUUACGAGAUCCUGUCGAAACGUGGGCUUGCUAUAUCUGGCUUGGCGACACCCCCAUCCCAGGUGAUUGACACCUGUCUUAUCGACUCAGGGGACCCGAUUCUUUUGAAACAAGAGGUUACAAGGAUUGUGGACUCAAUUGGCCAGCGUCAACUCCCCUUUAUGGUCAAGCUUCCACAGUCCGUCUCUGGCAUGGGUACCUUUGCGAUCACCACGGAAGCUGAAAGGGAUCAAGUGAAGAAUAUCCUCACGGCGCAAUUAGGAGCAAUGUUACAGCAACUCAACAAAUGCAAUCAACACCUAUAUCCCUGUUCCUUGGUGCUUCAGGAUUUUAUUAAUGGGCCAGUGGUGGCACUGUCGCUCUUCGUCACAAAGAAGGGGCAGCCCCGCUUUAUUGCUUGCUGCAAGCAGAUCUUCGACGACCAGGGACAUUGGAUCGGCGGCUUAAUCUCGUACCGGCAGCAGACGGGACUUUGUGAGAGGUUUGCCGCCACUAUGGAGAAGGCGGCAGCUUUCUUGCAUAGCAAAGGAUAUCAUGGACCGGCUGGUGUGGACAUCAUCACUGAUGAACGAUCGGGGAAACAGUUGAUUGUUGACCUCAAUGUCCGGGUCACCGGUACGUUCCAUCUGGGCCCUCUCACGGGACACUUUACCCAGCGUAGGCUGUUUGAGGCCGCGAUGACUAUGGUCGACUUCUCUUGUUCUCGAGAUGAAUUCGAGAAAAAGUUUGCAGACGAGAUUCGCAAUGGUAGUCUGAUCGUGAGUGGCUGGGUCUAUGGCGAGUCAAGUCGUCUCAGCCAUGCUGCAAUCACUAUCGGUGCAGGAGACUCGCACGAUUUGGAAGAAUUUCUCGAACGCAUCAGAGCGGCUGGUUUGCACAAAUAG